AUGGGAUACACGUCAACGUUAAAAUUUGUCAAUCUCGGUAUUAGGAGGAGGCUCAUCCGGAGAGCCCAUAAACAGCCUCAUCACAGAUGGGACAGUAUCAAAAAUCAGCUAAAUGAAUUGUUAAAGUAUGGGCGCAUUGAAACGACCUUAACCAAAGCUAAGGAAUUGCAGGGGUAUGCAGAAGAGUUAAUUUACCUGGCCAAAAAAAACAAUGUGGAGAAUAAUUUAAAAGUCGAAAGUAUGCUAAGAACAGCGCAAGGGAGAAGAAAACUGUACGAAUAUUAUGUGCCCUUAUAUCGAUAUAGACCUUUUUUUUUCACAAGAGUUAUUAAUCAGUGGAGGCUCCGAUUACGGGAUGCAGCGCCCAUGGCAUUUAUUGAAUUUAUUGAUAGACCCGGUGAAUUAAGACCAGCUAAGCCCGUCGGUCCUGACAGAAUUAAGUACAUAUAUGAAGAGAUGAAGAAGAACCGAAGGAAUUUUAAGCAGUACUUCCAUAUCGCAAAGAAAUUUAAUUUGCUUGAUGGAAAUGAUGAGCUAAUUUCAGAUGUGAAUUUUGAUAACCUACAGGAGCAUGCCAAACGGGACUUGUGGAAAGGAGAUGACGAGGAAGAAAUCCAGAUAGAUCCAGAAUUGAUAAAAAGGUAUGAACAGUUUGGAGAACCCAUGCUAACUGGACCUACCAAGGGAAGGGAACCUUUCUACGUAGACCUCCCCCUGCCUAGCCUCGUUGAAAAGGCCUUUAUAAAUUAUCGCAAGAAGUUUAAGCCAUAA
This is a messenger RNA of Plasmodium knowlesi strain H, 771 nucleotides long. Its product is annotated as ribosomal protein L17, mitochondrial, putative. The transcript is spliced from 2 exons. The record is from RefSeq and is a predicted model, not a curated record. Gene Ontology annotation, biological process: translation. Lineage: Eukaryota; Apicomplexa; Aconoidasida; Haemosporida; Plasmodiidae. Gene Ontology annotation, cellular component: ribosome; large ribosomal subunit. Gene Ontology annotation, molecular function: structural constituent of ribosome. The coding region runs from base 1 to 771 and encodes 256 amino acids.